AUCAAUAAUUUUGUUUUGUUAGCAAGUACUUAACUCAGAAAACAAUCAAGAUGCUGUCUUCAACAAAUUCCGCAAACAGGACUCCUCUGGCAUCAAAGAAUGAAAACGGGCAUAUCAACGAUGAAAACACACCACCAUCAUUCAGCGAAACACGGAUACUGGCCUCUAAAACGGCACGCAAGAUUUUGGCGGACGUAAAUCACAAUAAGAAACAGAAGACCCCAUCGUCAAAUAACACAGAGAGACAGAAACGACUCGAGGUCGCACAGGACGAACCGCUCCUUCGGGAAAACCCACGACGUUUCGUCAUCUUCCCCAUUCAAUACCACGACAUUUGGCAGAUGUACAAGAAGGCGGAAGCUUCGUUUUGGACAGCGGAAGAGGUGGACCUAUCCAAAGACAUGCAGCACUGGGAGGGCCUGAAGCAGGAGGAGCGGUACUUCAUCUCGCACGUGCUGGCCUUCUUUGCUGCCAGCGAUGGCAUUGUCAAUGAGAACCUGGUGGAGCGCUUCAGCAAGGAGGUGCAGGUGACGGAGGCCCGCUGUUUCUAUGGCUUUCAGAUCGCCAUGGAGAACAUACACUCUGAGAUGUACAGCUUGCUCAUUGACACCUACAUCAAGGACUCCACUGAAAGGGAGUUCCUGUUCAAUGCCAUUGAGACGUUGCCCUGUGUGAGGAAGAAGGCUGACUGGGCAAUACGCUGGAUUGGUGAUCAUGAUGCCACUUUUGGGGAACGAGUGGUUGCGUUUGCAGCUGUAGAGGGGAUUUUCUUCUCUGGGUCUUUUGCCGCCAUCUUCUGGCUGAAGAAGCGUGGCCUUAUGCCAGGACUGACAUUCUCCAAUGAGCUCAUUAGCCGAGAUGAGGGCCUGCACUGUGACUUUGCCUGCCUGAUGUUCAGCCACCUGGUGCACAGGCCGUCAGAGGCACGGGUGAGGGAGGUGAUCAUGGACGCGGUGACUAUUGAGCAGGAGUUCCUCACGCAGGCCCUGCCUGUUAACCUCAUCGGCAUGAACUGCGAGCUGAUGAAGCGCUACAUUGAGUUUGUGGCCGACCGUCUGCUGCUUGAACUGGGCUUCAGCAAGGUUUACAAGGUGGAGAACCCCUUCGACUUCAUGGAGAACAUCUCUCUGGAGGGGAAGACUAACUUCUUUGAGAAGCGGGUAGGGGAGUACCAGAGGAUGGGCGUGAUGUCCAAGGCCUCCGAUAAUACCUUCACGCUGGAGGCAGACUUUUGAAGCAGUCAUUUGUCAG
Molecule: messenger RNA, 1251 nt
Organism: Megalops cyprinoides (Indo-Pacific tarpon)
Lineage: Eukaryota; Metazoa; Chordata; Actinopteri; Elopiformes; Megalopidae
Product: ribonucleoside-diphosphate reductase subunit M2-like
Exons: 10
Coding region: 51-1235 (394 amino acids)
Biological process (GO): deoxyribonucleotide biosynthetic process
Cellular component (GO): cytosol
Molecular function (GO): ribonucleoside-diphosphate reductase activity, thioredoxin disulfide as acceptor
Source: RefSeq, a predicted model, not a curated record